Messenger RNA from Hyposmocoma kahamanoa, 2562 nucleotides. It is a transcript of the gene elB, whose product is annotated as zinc finger protein Elbow. The record is from RefSeq and is a predicted model, not a curated record. Gene Ontology annotation, biological process: negative regulation of DNA-templated transcription. Gene Ontology annotation, cellular component: nucleus. The transcript has 2 exons. Bases 163 to 1416 code for a protein of 417 amino acids. Lineage: Eukaryota; Metazoa; Arthropoda; Insecta; Lepidoptera; Cosmopterigidae.
CAUUCAGUCUGACGCCGUCCGUGGUGAGGAUCGCAUGUGUUUCUUCUUGUGACUGAGUGUUCGCGCGACAAGUGUGUGAAUAUGUGCUGACACGGAGCGUUGUGCAGUGAUUUGUGUGUGAAUAAUACUGAUAUUUUAAGAGGAUUAUUGGAUUUUAUCAACAUGCUUACGUCAAGCAACCAGUAUUUGCGGCCGGAUUACCUGGCACCGCUUCCGACUACGCUCGACGCGAAAAAAAGCCCGCUGGCGCUGCUUGCCCAGACUUGCAGCGCUAUUGGAGCUGACUCGCCGAACCCCAAGCUCAUCUCUGCUGCUGAAAAAGCCAGCAAAAAAUACGAGGAGAAAUCUCCCGUCAGCAAUAAGCCAAGCUUCAAGCCUUAUGAAUCGUGCCUCACUUCGAGAGAAAAGACUAGAACACCAGAAGAUAGAGCCUCCAUGAAUGGACUCUCUAAAACACCACUGUCAUCGAAGGGUAGUGCGUCAACCACGCCAGUGCAGGCGAGAUGCGGCAGCAACCAAAGCUCUUCGUCACAAAGAUCGCCACCACCAGCUCAUCGCAAAACACCUUCUGAAAAGUCAGAUGAGCGUACCAGUCCGCCCCGAGAUUCACCUCCGGCCAAAUCUAACUCUGACUCUACUAGCAGUUCAUCUGCGUCCAAGUUACCGUUUACGCCCAACAGUUUAAUGGCCAGCGCCGAUACCAAAGAGCCUUCAAGUUUCAAACCUAGUAUACCUACGACUUCGUCUGCUUUUCUUGGAGGGCUGACUCCAUCUGGUUUUCCUCUACAAAUGGACUUGAUGACAAGUAGUUUGAUGGCUGCACAACAUCAUGCGUUAAAGAAUGGACUGAAUCCGUAUCUAGCGUACGCAAGAAUGAAAGCCCCUGGCAGUGACCUAGGUAUUUGCAGGGAUCCGUACUGCACUGGCUGCUCUCUAAGUUCCCAUUUGCUCAAAUCUGCAGUUUGCCCAGCUGGUUGUGCUCAGUGCGACCACGCAAAGAUGCCUUUCCAUCUCCCCACUGGCCAUCCUGCUGCUGCUGCUUAUGCGCACGCUCAGCUAACUGCUCUAGCUGCAGCAUCUCAACUGCCAUUCGUUUGCAGCUGGAUGGCAGGAGACUCCGCUUACUGUGGAAAGAGAUUCGCAUCGUCUGAAGAAUUAUUGCAGCAUCUCAGAUCGCAUACUGCGACAGGAGAAUCUAGCCCAAGUCUUUCGAUGCUGAGCGCAACUCAUCCAUUACUGCAGCGGACUUACCCAACACCUCCAUUGUCGCCGUUGACACCGAGGUUCCAUCCAUACAGCAAACCUUCUCACUUGGUAUCUUCGCCGCCGCUACCGUUCGCCCUACCCCCGCAUCCAUCUCUGGCGGCUUACUUCCCCCCGUACCCACUAUUUGGACCGCGACCUCUGCACCCUUGAGGACCGUCGGCGCUCCACGUGAACAAGAAAGGGGGCGCCGACCGCUAAUGCCCAUGCCAAAAGGACAUUCGGAACUGAAGAUAGUGUAAAUAUAUUUUUAGUGUUCUUCAGGUUUCUAGUCGGCUCAUAUCAUCGAUGGACAGCGCCCGCGCUGCGAUUGCUGUGAUCUCUAACUUGUAAUUCAUAAUAUUAUAAUGGACUGAACGUUCCGCACAAACGUGAACGGUACAAUUUGAACACGCAGGAUUUCGUUCUAUCUAUCAAGAUUAAUAUUUUUCAAAUAUCUACUAUAUUUAAUGCAUGAAAAAUCGUUCUUAGCGCAACAAGUGAAAUAGCGUUUUCAAUUAACGUUUAACUUUGUGUAUAACGUUAAAUUUCACGAAGCUUAUAUUGGACGCUCUAUGAUAGUGAACUUUUAUUCUAGUUAGAUUAACAAAAUUUUUAUGUACCAAAAGUAUAGAUUGUAAUUAAAGUAAUUUUAAUUUAAGUUGUUGCAAAUAAUUAGUGAGGAUUGUUAAUUGUGUUUGUAUUUUUAAUUAUCGAGAUAUUUUGGGUAAAUAUUUGUUUUGGUGACAAUGAUUGCUUACAUAAUAAUCCUUUUAGACAAAUUAAGAUGCAUAAUAAUUAUUAACAGACAGAUAUUUACGCGUAUGUAGAGAAGUUGCUUGGUACAUUUAUCAGUAAUUCCCAAUAUAUGUAAUAAGAAAACAUUUAGUACAACGUGCAAUAUUUAAACAUCACGUCACAAAAGACCUUACAUUGUCACUCUAAUUAGUUUUGUAAAAAGUGCAAAUUACCUGUGCUACAAGAACUAGAAUACAAAAUCACUCGUGUUACCGCAAUACCUAUAUUUUCAAGUUUCAAAAUGAGAGAAUAAACAGAAUCUCUGACUUGUUUGCUUUUUGGAUAAACGCUCGCAAAAUUAGCACUAUUUUAUUUGUAACAUAGAGCUAUGAAUGUUUGUUUCUGAAUAAAACAUAGAUGUACGUAUCUCUAAAGAACGUUAAAUGACUGUACACACGUAAUAGCAAAGUGUCUGUUGAAAUAAUUUGUUGUUAUAAAGGACAUAAAACGAAAACAAAUAUACGUAAAUAUUUAAUUUCAUUGCCAACUUUAAUUUCAUAAACCCAAUUUAAAGAAAAAUAA